Prunus armeniaca (apricot) is the source of this 1479-nucleotide messenger RNA. The record is from the annotation of a GenBank genome assembly. Lineage: Eukaryota; Viridiplantae; Streptophyta; Magnoliopsida; Rosales; Rosaceae.
AUGGACAGCGAGAAUCAUAAUCCAAGAAGACGGUUCAGAAAGUGGUUCAAAGGAAAGCACAAGAGAGCUGACCCUUAUCAACUGAGUCAGGUUUCAGAUGGGGGUGAAGACGAAAGUGAAGAUUACUUGGAUGAUAUUCUCUUUCAGUCCAUGGAAAUGGAUCCAUGCACUUCAACAAUUGAGUUGAGAGUCUUUGUGGGGACUUGGAAUGUUGCUGGAAGGUCUCCCAUAGGAAGCUUGGCGGUGGAUUUGGGUGAGUGGUUGAAUCUUAAGGAUGCGGCAGACAUGUAUGUUCUUGGAUUUCAGGAGAUUGUGCCUUUGAAGACCCGAAAUGUAAUCGGGGCAGAAGACCCAACCGAAGCAAGAAAUUGGAACGUGCUGAUAGGGAAAACUCUCAACAACGAAUAUGGGUGCCCUUGGUUGACACCUAUAUGGCAUCCGAUUCCAAGUGAGAACUGCCACUACGUGAAAAAUUCUGAACCUGAAAGCAGGAUGAGCAACAAUGAGACGUCGAUGAGAGAGCAAUCAAGAAGCCAACAUGAAAAGCCAAAGGGCGUCAGCAAGUACAAGCUAAUGGCAAGCAAGAAGAUGGUAGGAGUGUUCAUUAGUGUAUGGAUGAAAAGUGACUUGGUCAGCAAGUAUUACAUUUCAAAUGUUAAAGUUUGUUCAGUGGCCUGUGGCAUCAUGGGUUAUUUGGGAAACAAAGGUUCGGUUUCAGUCAGCAUGACAAUCGAAGGAACUAGUUUCUGCUUUGUUGUUGCCCAUUUGGCUUCCGGUGAGAAGAAAGGAGAUGAAGGCAGAAGGAACCAUCAAGUGUCAGAGAUUUUUAGGCGAACGUCCUUCCCUCGAUCUCCUGCAGACGAUGAUAUCCCUCAUCCUCUCACCAUCUUAGGACACGAUCGGAUAUUCUGGUUCGGGGAUCUCAACUAUAGGCUAUACUUGGAGGACAAUUCAGCCAGGCAGCUGAUAAAGAAACUAGACUGGAGAGCACUGCAAGAGUUUGAUCAGCUUUGUAGGGAACGAGAAUAUGGUGGGGUAUUUCAGGGAUGGGAGGAGGGAGCUAUAGAAUUUGCACCUACCUACAAGUAUUCUUCAUCAAAUUGCAAUCGCUACUCAGGUGGGGUUCCAAGCAGAUCAGGAGAGAAGCAAAGGACUCCAGCAUGGUGUGAUAGAAUUCUAUGGUACGGAAAAGGGUUGACACAGCUUUCCUACUUCCGUAGCGAGAGUAAGUUCUCUGACCAUCGGCCCGUCUCUGCCCUCUUCUCUACACAGAUAGAAGUAGUGAACUCUACUAAUCCAAGAGUGGUUGCAAGGCAUACCAUUCUUCCCACCAUACCACCUCCUGUUGAAACCGAGCAGAGCAACCAUGAUAAGGAGGCCGAAUCUACAAUGAUAUCAUUGAUCGUAAAGGAUUUAGAAGCAUCACCAACACAUAAUACAAGAUGUAUAGAACAAAUAGAUGACAGUGAUUGCAGCUAG